Messenger RNA from Ficedula albicollis (Collared flycatcher), 3191 nucleotides. It is a transcript of the gene RAD21L1, whose product is annotated as RAD21 cohesin complex component like 1. The record is from RefSeq and is a predicted model, not a curated record. The coding region runs from base 641 to 2347 and encodes 568 amino acids. The transcript is spliced from 13 exons. Gene Ontology annotation, cellular component: cohesin complex; synaptonemal complex. Gene Ontology annotation, biological process: mitotic sister chromatid cohesion; synaptonemal complex assembly; replication-born double-strand break repair via sister chromatid exchange. NCBI's taxonomy places the organism in Eukaryota, Metazoa, Chordata, Aves, Passeriformes, Muscicapidae. Gene Ontology annotation, molecular function: protein binding; chromatin binding.
GCGCCGCCUAAUCCCCCUCCAUCCCCGAGAGCCUUCUCAUCCCCCCGCGGCCCCUCGGCGGCCGGCUGUGCCCAUCCGUCCCUCAGGAUCCCGCUAAAUCCAGCACGCCCCUCCGGGCAUUGCUCAGGCCCCCGUCCCCUCAGAUCUCACUGGAUCCCCAGGGCCCCUCGGCGUCUUGGGAACCCCAUCCCCUCAGGUCCUGCUGGAUCCCCCUGUCCCCUCAGGCACCACUAAAUCCAGCCUGACCCAUACCCUAAGGAUCCCGCCAAAUCCCCCCUUGCCCUCUGAGAGUCCUGCUAAACCCUUUCAUUCUCUCAGUGCUCUCGGGGUUCUCCUCAUCCCUUCAGCACCCAGAUGGGUGAUACCCCUCUGGAUCCCACUAAAUCCUCACAUCCCCUCCAUAUCUGUCUGGGUGCCCUGUCCCUCAGAUCCCAUAAAUACUCUUAUCCCCUUUAUUGUCUGGUUGUGUCCCCCCAUCCCCUCAGAUCCCACUAAAUUCCCCCUUCCCCACAGCACCCCAUCCCCUCAGAUUCCACUAAAUCCCUAAUCCCACUUGGUGCCCCAGGACCCAUCUCCUCUUGCAAGGGGAAGAGCUCAGGGAAUUUUGUCAGGGCUGCCCUGAGACCUUUGGCCAGGCACCAUGUUCUAUGUCCAUUUGCUCAUCAGCAAGCGGGGGCCGCUGGCUAAAAUCUGGCUGGCUGCCCACUGGGAGAAGAAGCUCACCAAGGCACAUAUCUUUGAGUGCAAUUUAGAGGCCACCGUACAAAAAAUCCUCUCCCCAAAGUUAGCUAUAGCUCUGCGAACCUCUGGACACUUACUCCUGGGAGUGGUGCGGAUUUACCACAGGAAAGCAAAGUACCUCUUGGCAGACUGCAAUGAAGCUCUGACCAAAAUGAAGACAGCCUUUCGCCCAGGGCUUCUUGACCUUCCAGCAGAGAAUUUUGAGGCUGCUUAUCAGUCCAUUACGUUACCUGAAGAAUUUCAUGAUUUUGAAGCACCACUACCAGAUGUAAGGGCCAUUGAUGUUGCUGAACAUUUUACCUUGAAUCAGAGCAAACCUGAAGAAAUCACACUUACAGAGGAUUAUGACAGCAGUAUACUUCUCUGUGAUAGAAACUUUGAUGAAGAAGCAGCUGCACUGAGGAGACAGAGCUUCUUGGAGGGCAGUGUCCUGUCGAGCAGUAACAGUCUGGUGGCCAAUCCUAACUCAGGCAGCACCAGUGAAGACAAAUCUGUGCUGCAUGAAGAUGUUUACUCCUUCCAGAAUGACAAUUUUGGGGAUGAGGAGGAUGCAGUAGAUAUGAUUGAAAUCCUGUUGAGGGAUGAGCAAAAUGUCCUAGAUACAGACAUUCUUGAUGUGGAGGAAGCACGUCCUUUGUCACAAGAUCUGCCAGAGAACAGCACAGCCAUUGAGUCCAACUGUGCAGACACCACCGUUAAGGGCGCAAACCACACAAUGAAUGAGACAAUCCUUUUGUUCCAGGAAGAAGGAUUUGUGCUUGAGCCAGUUGAUGAUACAGCUGUCACCCAGAGGAAAAAAAAACAAAGGAAGAGGAAGCUGCUGGUGGAUGCAGAGAAGGAGCUCAGCUGCCAGACCAUUUACAAGCAGCUCACCAACUGCACGGACCUCCUGGCCACGCUGGACCUCGCUCCCCCAACCAAGAAAACCAUGAUGUGGAAGGAGUGGGGAGGUGUGGAUAAACUCCUGUUUCUUCCUACACAGCCUAUGAUUCAUGCUCAGCUGCUAAAGUUGUUUGAAAAACGCCUCAAGACUGACAGAUUUAAGAUGAGAGCAAACGGAAUGCAGAGGAUGUCUGAAAUGAAAGAAAUGAGAAAAGAGCAAGAUACUACAGAGAGGCUGCCAGUAGAAGAGCCAAGUUACCUGCAGGAGCCAGCUCAUUCCGAGACUGAGAGAAAAAUUGGAAAUGAUUCCUUUAUGCUGACAUUACAGAAUGACAGAAAUGAAACCAAUGACAACUGUGGUGAAAUUAUAGAGGAUGGAACAGCUUUUUCUGAGAGCUCAAAAAAUUCCCUGGGCCAGGAAGCUGAAGCACAGCUGGAAGCACAGGUGGAAGUGCCAAAGGAGCAAACCAGGAAAGACAGUGAAGAAUUAAGAUGGCGCAAAAGAAGUCUUCAGUUACAAAAAACUUUACAGCAGCUGAAGAGAUCAGGCAUGUGUUCCUUCAGUUUUCGGGAGCUCUGCCGGAGAAAGAGCCGGAAAGAAGCUGCAGCCAUGUUUUACACCUUUCUGGUGCUGAAGAAGCAGCAGGUCCUCAAGCUGCAGCAGCACGAGCCCUUUGCUGACCUCACAGCCACUACUGGGCCCAUGUUUAACAGGACCAGAUAAACUGGUCAAAAUAUAGCUUAGGUUGCAUUUUCCAGCAAAUAGUUUUCCUGGAAAAAGGAUGGAAUGUCUUGUCAAACUGUGGGAGACGAGCAGAGCUCCCUGUCCUCUACACCACCCAGUAAUGGCUUGUGCAGAGGUCCUGCCCCAGGUGAUCACUACAGGGCUUAUUAUUAAUAUUUAUUGUUAUAUGAUGAGUUAUAUGAUAGUUAGGCAAUAUGUUAAUAAAAUACCACUAAAAUAUAUAUUCUACAUAACAUACAUUGUGAAGGAUUUUAGAAAAGUCCUCAAAGGAAUUUUAUAGAAAUCCUUGAAGGGUUUUUAUAAAAGUUCUUCAAACCCUUUCUCAGAGACUACCUUUGGAGCUUAAAUUAUUUUUGACAAGGCUUGUUUCUGUUAAAUCUCUAAUACCAUCAGUAAGAGUUAUGUGUUUAUUCUCUGUAGCCAAAAAAAAAAAUUACUAUUUUAAAUUGUUUCUAUCAAAGAAUGUUCAGUAUUUCAUAUUUUAAUAUCUAGCAGGGUACUGUCUCCAGUGUUGCUUUGGUGUGUUCAGGUAGACAGAGGUUACACUGGCCCUAGAUGAGUCCAGAAGCUGCAGCAAGAAAUUCUAUUUCCUAGAAAUCCUGCAUUUUCAGAUUUCACAGAGCUUUUAAACUUGCUUACAUCUUUAUUCAUAAGUAGACUUAUUUAAAAAUGGUUGUUAACUGAAAUAUUAUUAGUUCCUUGCAUUUUUAUCUAAUUCAGGAUAAAUUUUAUCCCUUUUACUGUCGUUUUUUGAAGCUCUUGGUUUCCAGCUGCCUCCCACUCGGAGGAGGGGUGGUUGUGCCCCAUUCAGGUGCUUUGUUGC